GAGCAAUUUCGGCUGUCAUAAUAAUUAAAAUAAGAUAUUCAUCCGCAAACUUUGUUGACAUAAAAUCUCAUAGAGUGCAGCCAAUAAGAGGUUCAAAAACCUCUGAGCUGGCACCACGGGUGCAGGCCUCGCGGUUCGUCAUCAGUCCACGCCUCGCCCCACGACCAUACCACAGCAGCAACAUCGAGCAGCGGAACAAACAAGAACCGGAGCAUCGUGGCAAUUCACAAACAGCGACGUCUGCGGCAGACGUUCACUCAUCGUCCUCCUGCACAGGCAAAGGCGGGCAGCAGCAGCUGCUGCUGCUGCUGCUCGUCGUGCGGUGAGAGCUUUCGCUGCCGCGAUGAUGGAGGUGGAGGAUCUGGGCACGGAGCAGAAGUUCCAAGCGGAAGAGUAUGCGGCGGAGGCGAUGGCAGCCGACAUGGAUCCGUGGGAGACGUUCAACUCGCUCAAGAGGCCACUCGGUACACUGGACGCCUGGCUUGACACGAACCGCCCCUCGGUCGUCAUCCGCCACGGAGAUGCCAGCAAGGGCUUGGAGCCCGUGGGCUGGAUCUGCGUACAGGGCCCCGCUGCUUCCCAUCGAGCGAGGCACAUGGACGUGUGCGGGCUGCAGGAGGCCUGGGAGCAGCUGACCAGCUGCAGCGAGCACAUCACAUUCGGCAUGGUGCGCAGGCUGGCCCUCGACCACGGCUGCCUCGUUGGGAAGUGGCUCAUCCACAUGGAGUCUGGCUUUAAGGUGGACCACGCCUGGCGGGGCCUGGCCAAGGCGGUAGCCGAGGGAUUAAUUCCGAUGGCCAAGGUGAGCCCGCACGACCCCAGCGGCAAGGAGAGCAAGCACGUGAUCUGCGUCUACAGCCGCGACUUCACGCGCGAGGACGACGUCUACGCACUGGACACCGCCAUCCGUGCCACGGGCGUCAAGGCACGGAUGACGUACAAGCCGGAUGUGUACACCUACCUGGGCAUCUACCGCAACAACCGCUGGGGUCUCUGCCCAACCAUCUACGACAGCAAAUUUGACCUGGAGAGCACGCCGCGCCGUUCGCGCAUCACGCGCAAGUUCAGCGACGAGUGAGGUGGAUCCUGCGGAAUUUGUAAGACGAUUUGAGGAAGUGAAAUGGAGGCUAAAACUUUUUCCUUGUAACUUUGUAUCAUGAAAUGCUUCCUGGCGAUAUGGGAGGGUGGAACGAUGCUUUGUCAGUUUCAGUUGCCCCAACGUUUGAUUUGAGGCCCCACUCUUUUGAGUUUGUGGGGUUUUCAACCCUCAAAUACAGUUUUGUGCAGUUUUGAAAAGACUAUUAAAUGUCUGAGCUGGUAAUUUAAUAGUCAAAUGUUCACCAGCAUUGAGGGUGUGGCUUCAGAUGUAGGUAAUGAAGUUCAGCACCAAAGCGCUAUUUAUUUUUGCAUAUUAAUGCUAUUAGUUCUAUGUACUGAGGAACUUAAAUGCCAUGGAUUUAUUACAAUGUUUUUGUUUUUAUCGUGGCUUUAUCCACAAGGUGGGGCUACAUUGCCGCCACUGCUCGCCAAUAAGCGGACUGGAACCUUCCAUCACCAACAUGAUACAAUUUUGAAAUUAUCAUCUUUUGAGUUUUUAUUUAAGGAUGACUACUUUGAGAUACUUUACAAGAUAUUACUACAGUAAACGAAUCGCAGUGGCUGAUAUGUUGCACGGCGAUGUGUGUAAUUAAAAGUUUGCAUUAUCAUUUUGUGUUCAAGUCAUUUUUGAUGCAAUAAAAAUGGGUAAUGAAUUUGACAAAUUGCCUCUAUCGUAACGCCAGAACGUCAUUCUAUAGCCGAGGGAGAGGGGCGCGUGUGACAGCUGGAAAAUAACAAAACAUCGUUUUAAAAAAAUACACGCGGGGGCUACUCGCCAUGUGCUGGGAAACCAAAGAAACCGAGGCACGGCCGUUUACAUUUCCUAUAACGCAUUAGGCCCCCCGCGCGUGCUGGGGGGCGGGGUGCGGCUCCUCAUUGGUCGGAGCGGCGUUCGCCAAAGCCGGGGCCCACCAAUAGCGGCGAGGGUCAUUGGGGAGGCGGGCGCGUGCGUGC
Molecule: messenger RNA, 2052 nt
Organism: Lethenteron reissneri (Far Eastern brook lamprey)
Lineage: Eukaryota; Metazoa; Chordata; Hyperoartia; Petromyzontiformes; Petromyzontidae
Gene: C25H11orf68
Product: chromosome 25 C11orf68 homolog
Source: RefSeq, a predicted model, not a curated record